This is a messenger RNA of Coregonus clupeaformis (lake whitefish), 2988 nucleotides long. RefSeq names its product transcription factor E2F3-like. NCBI's taxonomy places the organism in Eukaryota, Metazoa, Chordata, Actinopteri, Salmoniformes, Salmonidae. Bases 285 to 1577 code for a protein of 430 amino acids. Gene Ontology annotation, molecular function: protein dimerization activity; DNA-binding transcription factor activity, RNA polymerase II-specific; RNA polymerase II cis-regulatory region sequence-specific DNA binding. The record is from RefSeq and is a predicted model, not a curated record. The transcript is spliced from 7 exons. Gene Ontology annotation, biological process: regulation of transcription by RNA polymerase II. Gene Ontology annotation, cellular component: RNA polymerase II transcription regulator complex.
GCUCCCCUAUGGGGCUCCGCUCCACUCAUAGAACUGGAGUUACACUCCGGUAACUAGUCGUUUCCUGGAGCCAUUUUUCAAGCGGCCGAAAUGGAACUCGCGACCUAAUAAAAUCCGUUGCAUCUUCCUGUCUUAGAAACGUAUCGUUUAUCACAUUUUAACGAACGGCUAGAUAAGAUAUUUGUCUAACGAUAUCCCUGAUUAUUUUGGGACGAACCGAUGCGGAUUUUGAGAAAAAAGUGCUCCACAGUAGCGGAGGGACAAACGGACAUUCGAGCCUUAAGAUGAGAAAGGGGGGAGUCUCGGAGAAAGUCCUAAUUUCAGGAGUCGGGGGCUCCUCCAUGGACAAAAAACACACGGUUCUGACCCAAUACACCAACGCGACAUAUGAUCAGAUCUUAACCCCUCCGCCCUGGCCGAACCAGACUAACAAUGUCGGUGUCGCAGACCCGACCGACAGUCAGCUAUACACUACCCCCAUCGGGGUAUCUACAAACGGGACGGGACAGAGACCAGCCCUCGGAAGACCCCCGGCGAAGCGUCGGUUGGAGCUGGAAGGGGGCGAUCACCACCACACCAGUGAGACUAACUGUACAGCCAGAGCUAAGAGAGCCACCAUGCUGUCCCUCAGAGGACCCAAGACUCCUCCCUCCCCGUUAGAGAAGACCAGGUAUGACACCUCUCUGGGCCUCCUGACCCAGAAGUUUCUCCAGCUGCUGGCCCAGUCCAGUGACGGGGUGGUGGACCUCAACCGGGCCGCGGAGGCCCUAAUGGUCCAGAAGAGACGCCUCUAUGACAUCACCAACGUACUGGAGGGGGUGCGUCUCAUCAAGAAGAAGUCCAAGAAUAACAUCCAGUGGAUGGGCUGUAGCCUGUCUCCAGAGGGAGUGGUCUUUGGCCAGACCCCUGGGUCUGUGGGUAAAGACCUGCUGGAGUUGACCCAAGAGGAGAAGAGACUGGAUGAACUCAUACACAUCUGCACACGCACCCUCCAACAGAUAACUGAAGACACACCCACAAGGAAAUUUGCAUACAUAUCUUAUGAGGAUGUGAGAAGGGUUCCUAGUCUGAAGGACCAGACGGUCAUUGUGGUCAAAGCCCCCGCUGAAACCAGACUGGAGGUGCCAGACCCUGCAGAGAGUCUCCAGGUCCACCUGAGCAGUACCCAGGGUCCAAUAGAAGUCUUCCUAUGCUCUGAUGACCACGCCCCCCCCUCCCCGCUGAACAACGUGGCGCUGAAUGGAAACGUACAUCCCCCCUCUUCGUCGUAUGUCAAUGGAAACUCCUCUUCGUCCUUCUUCAAGGUGUCACAAGGGGGUAAUAACUCCACUGAUAAUGCCAGUAUUGGUUUCUCCAAUGCCCUGUCCAGGCUCCCAGCAUGCUCAGCAGUGACGGUGACCCCCGUCUCCCUCCUCCCCCUCCAGGAUGUCGACCAGAAGCCCUUUGUCUUCCCCUCCCCCUCCCUCCCGUUCGAGGAGGACGACUACCUGCUCAGCCUGGGUGAAGAUGAGGGCAUCAGUGACCUGUUCUCCUACGACCUGGACCGGCUUCCACUGGAAGACCUGCUCUGUAACUGAGAGAAAUGGAAACUCAGCGGCCAUUUUGGGGAUUUUGAUUUUGGAGCCAUAUUAUUGACCAGAUUUUAUGUGGUCAUUUACAGUAUAAAGAACUGAUGUAGCCUAUAGACCAGUGGGCUCAUCACCUGAAGCUCAGCAGCCAUUUUGGAGCCAGGCUUUGUUUUCUUGACCUCCUGGACUGGUCCGCUCAUAGAGGAUCUGCUGUGUAAUUGACCUCUAACCCCAUUUUUGGGUGGAAUGUGGAAAUGCCUGUUCUUGGUAUAGAUGUGAUUUGAAGGAAGUUAGUCUACGUUGCCAUCCAGACAAAUGUGGCAGGCCAGCACAAACACAGACUGACUGGAGGGGAGAAUUCUGUGGCUGAACGAACAGACAAAACCCCCUUCUCAAAGCCGGUCUUUCUGGGCUGACCUAGACCUGCACUGACAGGUAAACCAACAUCCUAAACAAUCACCCCGCUAGCAGACCGUUAUAUCCUAAACAAUCACCCACUCCCCGAUAGCGGACCGUUAUGUCGUCAACAAUCACCCACUCCCCGCUAGCAGACCGUUAUGUCGUCAACAAUCACCCACUCCCCGCUAGCAGACCGUUAUGUCGUCAACAAUCACCCACUCCCCGCUAGCAGACCGUUAUGUCGUCAACAAUCACCCACUCCCCGCUAGCAGACCGUUAUGUCGUCAACAAUCACCCACUCCCCGCUAGCAGACCGUUAUGUCGUCAACAAUCACCCACUCCCAGCUAGCAGACCGUUAUGUCGUCAACAAUCACCCGCUCCCCGCUAGCAGACCGUUAUGUCGUCAACAAUCACCCACUCCCAGCUAGCAGACCGUUAUGUCGUCAACAAUCACCCGCUCCCCGCUAGCAGACCGUUAUGUCGUCUUAAUGAACUGUUCUCGUCUGAAAGCACAUAUUUUCCCUACAGAGAUGGGUUAUGGAUGUUAACCCCUGGACACACAUUCUUACCAAUAUCUACCAUUGUGUGACUGUUAUCUGUGAACUUGUGUUUUAUAAUGUGAUGUAGUGGACCCUACGAUAUGUCCUGGUUCUCCGUUCACCAGAAGGGAGCAGACCUGAUAUCUAGGCCCCAGGAUGGUGAGGUCUGCCUGGGCAUCGAUGGUGCGUGAGUCCCCUGGUCUUCCACUUGGAGCCUUCUGACCCAAUACUGGGAGACUCACUGGUAUUGUUAGGAUAACCAGCGUAUGUAGUGAAAGAUGACCUUAGAAUGUGUCCCAAAUGGCUCCCUAUAUAGUGCACUACUUAAUAUAUCAGGGCUCCAUAGGCUCUGGUCAAAAGUAGUGCACUAAAUGGGGAGUAGGGUGCCAUUUGGGGGAGAAUCCUUUUCCUGAUGUAAUUACUACACAAUUGGUGUAUUUUUAGUUUGUGUUUUGUAUCUGUUUUAAAGGAGUGUGUGUAA